GUUAAAAACAGACUUUGUUUAUCCAGCGACUGUUUGUUCAAAUGCUCUCAGACUAAUUCACCUGCCCUCCUGCAAACCACCUCUGUUUCCUCGCCUCACUCUCUGCAGCUCCAAACGCACAGAAGAAGACAAACCUGCAUUUCUGUCACUGGACAUUUUGCAAAUUCAAUUUCUUCUUUUUUUCCCCCUUUUUUUUUUGUUCUCCUCAGCUGAGACCGAGCUGCAAGAAGAAACGGGAGAGAGAGAGAGAGAGAGAACCGUGAGGGAUCUUCUUCUUGUAACCGAGCACUUGGAGCGGAGAGAACCAUGGCGACCGAAGUGGAUACGUGGCCCGCCGCUCCACAAGCCGACGGGAUGUUCUCUUUCGACGAAAAUCUAGCAGAGGCCAACCAUCCCAACGACGACGACGAUGAUGAUGUGCUGAAUGAGGCAGAGCUGAACGGCAACUGGACGCCCCAGGAGAAGGCGCUGCACGAGGCGCGGCUCAAAGCCAAAGCCAAGCGUCGCCUGCGCAAGUCCUCGUCCCGCAACUCCACCAGCGAGUCCUUCUCCGAGUCGGGAGAUGUGGCAGGAGGCGACCCAAACAGUCCAAAAGGCAAAGUCAACACCAACGACCGCAAAUCCAGGACGGGCAAGGGCAGGGGCCUGCCAAAAAAAGGUGGGGCAGGUGGUAAAGGAGUGUGGGGGGCUGCUGGGAUGGUUUAUGAAGACGAGGAGCCUGAUGUGCGGGACCCCAACUAUGAUGAGUUUGCCCAGGGAGACACGGUUUAUGCAAAGGUCGUGCCAGAAGUCGAUGAGAGGGAGCUGGAGAAAAUGGUCAACCCGAUUGUGCAGGAGUAUUUUGAACAUGGAGACACAAAAGAAGUGCAGAUGUUGCUGAAGGGCCUCAACCUGGGCCACCAUAAGUACGAGUUCUCCUCCCUGGCUGUGUCCCUGUCCCUCGAGGGCAAGGCGAGCCACAGAGAGCUGACCUCCCGCCUGCUCUCAGAUCUGUCGGGCAAGAUGCUGUCACAGAGCGAAAUGGCCAGAGCCUUCGACAAGACACUGAAAGAGCUGCCAGACCUCAUGCUGGACACACCGGAGGCUCCGCAGAUGCUGGGCCAGUUCAUAGCCAGAGCCAUCGCGGACCACGUCCUCCCCAUGUCUUUUCUGGAUUUUUACAAGGGCAAAGUGGACUGUGAUCAUGCCAGAGUGGCUUUAGACCGUGCCGCUGUGCUGCUGACCAUGAAGAGGGAGAUGGUUCGUUUAGAUAACGUGUGGGGUGUGGGCGGAGGCCUGAGACCUGUCAAACAUCUCGUCAAAGAGAUGAACCUUCUGCUCAAAGAGUAUCUGAUAUCAGGAGAUGUGAAGGAGGCAGAUCACUGUCUGAGAGACCUGGAAGUCCCUCACUUCCACCAUGAGCUGGUCUAUGAGGCUGUAGUGAUGGUGCUGGAGUCGAAGGGGGACACUGCCAGUCAUAUGAUGAUUAAGCUGCUUCAGUCCUUCUGGAAAACAGGCCUGAUCACUGUGGAUCAGAUGAACAGGGGUUUCCAACGUGUUUACGAUGAACUCCCUGAAAUCAACCUAGAUGUGCCACAUGCCCACUCCAUCAUGGAGACCUUUGUGGACCUCUGCUACCAGGAGUCUGUCAUCACCAAACAGCUGAGGGAUGCUUGUCCUUCCAGAGGGCGAAAGCGUUUUGUAAGCGAAGGCGAUGGAGGAGUGAUCAAGACCUAAUGCAGGAAGAGGAAGAGCAGCAGGAGGAGGAAGAGGAGGAGGAAGAAGAGGAAGAGGAGGAGUCGCUACAGGUUCUUUACACCUUGAUUCUGCCCCAGCAUGUCUCUCUGACAUCAGGCGCACUGGCCGGUCUAAAGUUUCCUUGUUCCUCUCCUGAUAAUGUUGUCAUUACACAAACCAGCGUUGACGUUCGGUGAAAGUAGACUGAAGAGUGCCGUGGCCGUUCAGUUCCCUUCAUCUUGUUAAUCACUGUUUUUGACAUUUUUGUAAGAAUAUUCUUUGUUUCUGGGGGUUGAUGCGCCCCUGUUGCCUUAGUCUUUGUACCUGUUUGUCAGGAAAUAAUUCAAGUCAGAGCUGCAGAGGACAGACAGACAGACAGACAGACAGACAGACAAAAACAGACAGACAGACAGACAGGCGGCUGGACAGGAUGGGUUUUGUGGGAGAUGAGUUAGGAUGGAUUGUCUCUUGCUCUGCUUCACCUGUUGCUGCCCUGUUUUUUUCAUGUUAUGUGCUAUAAAUGGAAAAAAGCACUUAAAAGACAGCAUACUGUACAGUCAGUGAGCACUUAGUAAUUUAGCUCAACAGCAAGGAUCUAAAGCUUUUUAUUUUCUACCACAAAUGAUUUGAAAUGAUUAGGAACACCUACUGGUUCCAGUGCUUCUAUCCAUCCCUCAUUAACAGAGUUUUUUGUUAUCUUUUUUUUUCCUCUAAGUCAAAAUCUUCACUUUGUACAGCACAGCUAUGACCACAAGAGGUGUUUGGGCACUGUUUGGGUGUUAAAUUGCAUUAGGGCAAAUAUACUUGUGAAGCUCUUAAUGAAAAUAAGAAUAAAGUGGGGUGUAAUAUGUGUAAAGAUAAUUGAACAGGCAAUAUUUUGAGCAUUCUUGACUUUGCUUGCAAUUGAUCAGCAGUCACAUGGACAGCGAUGGAUUCUGGACAGGUAACCUCACAAUAUGAAGCCAAACUUGCUCUGGAGAGCAGAAAUAAUCCGGAUCGUUAUUAAACUUUGAUUUUGUUUAACACAUCUGAGAAGGCAGCCCUGUUCGGUAUAUUCAGAUUGUUUACUGCCACUGUCUGUAAAAGUUUUACAUGUUGACCAAAGUUAAAAACAAAUGUGGAUAAGAAAUAUAUUUCAUUCAUUAAAAAAGGCAUCAAAA
Molecule: messenger RNA, 2876 nt
Organism: Paralichthys olivaceus (Japanese flounder)
Lineage: Eukaryota; Metazoa; Chordata; Actinopteri; Pleuronectiformes; Paralichthyidae
Gene: pdcd4a
Product: programmed cell death 4a
Biological process (GO): negative regulation of DNA-templated transcription
Cellular component (GO): cytosol; nucleus
Source: RefSeq, a predicted model, not a curated record